UCGAUCAUGUGACAGUCCGGAGGCCAGAACCGGGCAGGUUGCGUGAAGCGCAGGGGUUUCACAAAAACAAACGGUGACGGCGCCGCAGCAGGGUCUAUCUAUGGCCGAGGCGGUGAAGCCCCAGCGCCGGGCCAAGGCCAAGGCCAGCCGGACUAAAACAAAGGAAAAGAAGAAAUAUGAAACCCUUCAGAGGGAAGAGUCUGAUGAAGUCUGCCUUCCAAAAAACUCCAGAGAGCGGGACAUCCCUUCUCUAGCCUGUGAAUUCAAAGGAGACCAUCUGAAGGUGGUAACCGAUUCCCAGCUCCAGGAUGAUGCCAGUGGACAAAAUGAGAGUGAAAUGUUUGAUAUACCACUCACCUCCUUAACUAUAAGCAAUGAAGAAUCCCUGACGUGUAACACACAGCCCCCAAAGGAAGGGGCAGAGGCCACACCCUAUGUGGGGGACAGUGCAGUCACGCCAAAGGUCCAGCCUGGAGACAGUGUUGGAACUAUAGUAGAAACCCCCAAGAACUUCACAGAGGUAGAGGAAAAUACGUCAGUACAAGGUGGACUUUCAGAAAGUGCACCCCAAUCUAAUUUUUCUUAUACUCAGCCAGAAAUGGAAAAUAUACAAGUCAGAGAAGCUCAGAAUAGUAAAGAAGACAAAGAAGGCCUGGUUUGUUCUUCAGAGGUGCCACAGAAUGUUGGCUUGCAGAGUUCUUGCGAAGCCAAACAUGUUUUUCAGACACCUAGAGUGAAGAAACUGUAUCCCCAGUUGCCAGCUGAAAUUGCCAGAGAAGCACCAGCUUUGGUGGCAGUGAAACCCUUGCUUCGUAGUGAGCGACUCUACCCAGAACUCCCAUCUCAACCAGAACUAGUACCAUUUACUAAAGAACAGCUAAAAAUCUUGGAGCCUGGUUCAUGGCUAGAAAAUGUCGAGUCAUAUUUAGAAGAAUUUGACAGCAUGGCUCAUCAAGACAGGCAUGAAUUUUAUGAGUUGCUUUUGAACUACUCACGAUGUAGGAAGCAACUGCUGCUGGCCGAAGCUGAGCUGCUUACUCUGACAUCUGAUUGCCAGAAUGCUAAAAGUCGGCUGUGGCAGUUUAAGGAGGAACAAAUGUCUGUACAGGGUAUCUGUGCAGAUCAAGUGAAGGUUUCCAGCUAUCAUCGCUACCAAAGAGUAGAAAUGAAUGAAAAUGCACUGAUGGAGCUAAAGAAGCUAUUUGAUGCCAAAGCUGAACACCUCCACCAGACCCUGGCCCUUCAUUCUUAUACUUCUGUGCUCUCAAGGUUGCAAGUGGAGUCUUACAUCUAUGCAUUGCUCAGUAGUUCAGCUGUUCUGAGAUCUUUAGUAAUUCACCAGCAAGGCCAAGUGUCUAAGCAGACAGAAAGCAUUCCUUCCGAUCUCUGUCAGCUAAAGGAAUGCAUUAGUGUCUUAUUCAUGUUCACCAGGAGAGUUAAUGAAGAUACUCAGUUUCAUGAUGAUAUUCUUCUCUGGCUGCAGAAAUUGGUGUCCGUGCUACAAAGAGUUGGCUGUCCUGGAGAUCACCUUUUCCUUCUAAACCAUAUUCUUCGAUGUCCCGCUGGUGUUAGUACAUGGGCUGUUCCUUUCAUCCAGAUCAAAGUGUUGCAUAACCCAUCAGGGGUCUUUCAUUUUAUGCAGUCCCUUGCCCUGCUGAUGUCUCCUGUCAAAAAUCGAGCUGAGUUCAUGUGCCACAUGAAGCCCAGCGAGCGGAAGUCAUCCUCCUCAGGGCCUGGGUCUGGGACCUGGACGCUAGUAGACGAAGGAGGAGAAGAGGAUGAAGACCCUGAGACCAGUUGGAUUCUCCUUAAUGAAGAUGAUUUGGUUACCCUUUUAGCACAGUUCCCCUUUCAUGAACUCUUUCAACAUCUUCUUGGGUUUAAAGUAAAAGGUGAUUAUUUACCUGAAACAACAAGACCUCAAGAGAUGAUGAAAAUUUUUGCCUUUGCCAACUCGCUAGUGGAACUUCUGGCUGUGGGGUUAGAAACCUUUAAUAGAGCACGCUAUAGGCAGUUUGUGAAGCGAAUUGGUUAUAUGAUCAGAAUGACCGUUGGUUAUGUAAGUGACCACUGGGCACAGUAUAUGAGCCAUAACCAAGGCUCAGGAUUGGCCCAACAGCCCUACUCUAUGGAGAAACUACAGGUUGAAUUUGAUGAGCUGUUUUUGAGGGCUGUCCUACAUGUGCUGAAGGCCAAAAGACUUGGCAUUUGGCUGUUUAUGUCCGAGAUGCCCUUUGGGACUCUGUCUGUGCAAAUGUUGUGGAAGCUCUUCUACCUCAUGCACCAGGUGGAGAGCGAGAACCUGCAGCGGCUCUCCUCCUCCCUGCAGCCCGCCCAGUGCAAGCAGCAGCUCCAAGACCCAGAACAUUUCACCAACUUUGAGAAGUGUCUUUCUUCUAUGAAUAGCUCAGAAGAGAUUUGCCUUCUGACUACCUUUGCUCAGAUGGCUCAGGCCAGAAGAACCAAUGUGGACGAAGACUUCAUAAAAAUUAUUGUUCUGGAGAUAUAUGAGGUAUCUUAUGUCACCCUGUCUACCAGAGAGACUUUUUCAAAGGUUGGUCGAGAGCUUUUAGGGACCAUCACAGCUGUUCAUCCUGAGAUAAUUUCUGUUCUUCUGGAUAGAGUUCAAGAGACCAUUGACCAGGUUGGAAUGGUUUCUCUAUACUUAUUUAAAGAAUUGCCUUUGUAUCUUUGGCAACCUUCUGCAUCUGAGAUAGCGGUGAUUCGGGAUUGGUUACUGAAUUACAACCUGACAGUGGUGAAGAAUAAACUGGCCUGUGUUAUUCUUGAAGGACUGAAUUGGGGAUUUGCUAAACAGGGUACCCUUCAUUUGGAUCAAGCAGUCCAUUCUGAAGUGGCUUUAAUGGUUCUUGAAGCUUACCAGAAGUACCUUGCACAGAAGCCAUAUGCUGGGAUUCUUUCUGAAAGUAUGAAGCAGGUUUCAUAUUUGGCCAGUAUUGUUCGAUAUGGAGAGACGCCCGAGACCUCAUUUAACCAAUGGGCCUGGAAUUUAAUCUUGAGGCUAAAACUGCACAAAAACGAUUAUGGAAUACAGCAGAAUUGUCCGGCUGUUCCCUUCUCCAUCACUGUGCCUGACAUGACAGAGUCACCCACGUUUCAUCCUCUCUUGAAGGCUGUGAAAGCGGGCAUGCCCAUUGGCUGUUAUCUAGCCUUAUCUAUGACAGCUGUGGGCCACAGCAUUGAGAAGUUCUGUGCAGAAGGCAUCCCACUGUUGGGAGUUCUGGUCCAGUCAAGACAUUUGAGAACAGUGGUCCAUGUCCUGGAUAAGAUUCUACCUUUAUUUUACCCUUGCCAGUAUUACCUUCUGAAGAAUGAGCAGUUUUUGUCGCACCUCCUCUUGUUCCUACACUUGGACAGCGGUGUCCCUCAGGGUGUCACACAACAGGUCACCCACAAGGUGGCACAGCACUUGACAGGAGCCAGCCAUGGGGACAAUGUGAAACUUCUCAACAGCAUGAUCCAGGCACACAUAUCUGUAAGCACUCAGCCCAAUGAAGUGGGCCCCGUUGCUGUGUUGGAGUUCUGGGUUCAGGCUCUCAUAAGCCAGCAUCUCUGGUACCGAGAACAACCUAUCCUCUUCCUCAUGGACCACUUGUGUAAAGCAGCUUUUCAGCUGAUGCAGGAAGACUGCAUACAGAAAUUACUCUACCAGCAACAUAAGAAUGCCUUGGGUUACCAUUGUGACCGGAGUCUGCUCUCAUCUUUGGUGAACUGGAUUGUGGCAGGCAACAUCACUCCUUCCUUUGUGGAGGGCUUGGCUACACCUACUCAGGUCUGGUUUGCCUGGACAGUGCUCAACGUGGAAUCCAUCUUUGAGGAGGACUCCCAGCUCCGGAGAGUUAUCGAAGGGGAGUUGGUGAUAAACUCUGCUUUCACCCCUGACCAAGCUCUGAAGAAAGCCCAGGCCCAGCUGAAGCUCCCCAUCGUGCCAUCCCUCCAGAGGUUGCUGAUUUAUCGCUGGGCCCACCAGGCUCUGGUCACGCCUUCUGAUCACCCUCUCCUGCCACUCAUUUGGCAGAAGUUCUUCCUUCUGUAUCUUCACCGCCCAGGACCACAGUAUGGGUUACCCAUAGAUGGUUGUAUUGGAAGAAGGUUUUUUCAAAGUCCUGCUCAUGUCAGUUUGUUGAAAGAAAUGAAGAGACGUUUGACCGAGGUGGCUGACUUCCACCAUGCUGCAAGCAAGGCCCUCCGUGUUCCAGCAGAGGGCAGUGAAGGGCUGCCAGAGAGUCAGUCUGGCACCCCUGGUUACCUGACUUCACCAGAACUGCACAAGGAGCUGGUGAGGCUCUUCAAUGUAUAUAUAUUAUGGCUAGAAGAUGAGAAUUUUCAAAAAGGAGAUACCUAUAUCCCUUCUCUACCAAAGCAUUAUGAUAUUCACAGGCUAGCAAAAGUGAUGCAGAAUCAGCAGGAUCUGUGGAUGGAGUAUUUGAACAUGGAGCGCAUCUACCAUGAGUUUCAGGAGACUGUUGGUCUGUGGACGCAGGCCAAGCUUGAGUCCCAUUCCAUACCCUGUAGUUCGUCCGUGCAGCUGGACUUCACUGAUCCUUUGCUGGCUAAAGAAAGAGUUUUAAGUAACUUACGGAAGCAUGAGGCUCCCCAGCCUCCCCUUGUUCUGCACCCAGUGAAGCCUCCUGUGCCAGUUAUUUCCUCCGCUGUGCUAUUGAGUCAGAAGGACGCCACCCAGCUGGUGUGCACAGACCUGAAUCUGUUGCAACAGCAGGCCAGAAACGCAGCUCUUCGGGAAUCUCAGCAGGUUGCUCUGGAUGGUGAGCUGUUGGACACGAUGCCAAAGCAGUAUGUGAAUCGUGAAGAACAGACCACACUGCAUUUGGAGUGCAGAGGCAGCAGUGGUAAGAAAUGCCAAGGAGCCGCAGUUGUCAUGGUUCAAUUUGAAGGCAUGCAUAAGAAUGAAGCCAUAAGCCAACAGCUUCAUGUUUUACGGAAAGAAGUGAAGCAGUUGCAAGCAGAAGCUGCUAAACCACCAUCACUUAAUAUUGUGGAAGCCGCUGUACAUGCAGAAAACUUGAUCACGGCCUUAGUGAAUGCCUACAAGUUGCAGCCUACACCUGGGAUUCAGAAAGUUGGCAUUAGCCUUUUCUUUACUAUUGUGGAUUACGUCAGCGAUGAGACACAGCGUCAUCCCCCAACAAGGCAGUUCUUUACUUCAUGCAUUGAGAUCUUGGGACAGGUGUUUAUCAGUGGCACUAAAUCAGAGUGCAGAAAAGUACUUGAGACCAUUCUGAAGAACAGCAGGCUCUGCUCCCUGCUGUCUCCUUUCUUUACUCCUAAUGCUGCGCCCGCGGAGUUCAUACAGCUGUAUGAGAAAGUGGUCAAGUUUCUAAGUGAGGACAACAGUGACAUGAUUUUCAUGCUGCUAACCAAGUUCGAUCUUAAACAAUGGUUAAGCACCACUAAACCUCCUCUGUCUGAUCGUACCAGGCUUCUGGAGUCCAUUCACUUGGCACUUACUGCCUGGGGCCUUGAACCAGAUGAGGAUAUUCUGAUGCCAUUUAAUCUUUUCUGUAAGCACUGGACUUAUCUUCUUCUCUACCAGUUUCCUGACCAGUACAGUGACAUUCUCAGGCUGCUGAUGCAAAGCUCCGCGGAGCAGCUGCUGAGCCCCGAGUGUUGGAAAGCCACUCUGAGAGCCCUGGGCUGCUGCGCCCCCAGCUGCCAGCAGGGGGCAGCGUCCGCCGAGGGCGCCGUGCUUCCCAACUCUUCCGAUGCUCUCUUGUCAGACAAGCAGGUAAUGGAGACUAUACAGUGGCUUUCAGACUUUUUUUAUAAGCUUCGGUUAUCCAAGAUGGACUUUAAAAGCUUUGGUUUAUUCUCAAAAUGGAGUCCUUAUAUGGCUGAUGUGAAGACAUUCUUGGGCUACCUUGUGAAAAGGCUGUUUGACUCGGAAAUGGCCUGUUUGGCCCAAGACCCAACUGCCAGCAGGAAAACAGUGCUGAAAUGCCUACAUUCAGUAAUCAUUCAGCUCUUUAAGCCAUGGAUCCUGGUUUUAGAGGACAACGAAAGCCAACAGCGCCAUUACCCCUGGCUAGAGAGUGAUACUGUGGUGGCCUCAAGCAUUGUGCAGCUGUUCACUGACUGUAUUGACUCACUGCAUGAGAGUUUUAAAGAUAAGCUGUUGCCAGGUGAUGAAGGAGCCCUUUGGUUGCACCUGAUGCAUUAUUGCGAAGCAUGUACAGCACCCAAAAUGCCAGAGUUCAUUCUGUACACUUUCCAUAGCGCGUACCGGAAACUGCCCUGGAAGGACCUGCACCCUGACCAGAUGCUCAUGGAGGCCUUCUUCAAAGUGGAACGAGGAAGCCCCAAGAGCUGUUUCUUAUUUUUGGGGUCUGUACUAUGUGAAGUCAAUUGGGUUAGUGUGCUCUCUGAUGCCUGGAAUCCCAGUCCCCACCCAGAAACCCGCAGCAUGAUUGUCUGCCUCCUUUUCAUGAUGAUUUUAUUGGCAAAGGAAGUUCAACUGGUAGACCAAACAGAUUCACCUUUACUUAGUCUUCUUGGACAGACAAGCUCACUUUCAUGGCAUCUCGUGGAUAUUGUGUCGUACCAGAGUGUGCUAGGUUAUUUCAGCAGCCAUUACCCACCGUCCAUCAUCCUGGCAAAAGAAUCUUAUGCUGAAUUAAUCAUGAAGCUCCUAAAAGUGUCUGCGGGCCUUUCUAUUCCUACUGACAGCCAGAAGCAUCUUGACGCAGUUCCAAAAUGCCAAGCUUUUACUCAUCAGAUGGUUCAAUUCCUCAGCACCCUGGAACAAAAUGGAAAAAUCACCUUAGCAGUCCUAGAACAGGAAAUGUCUAAGCUCUUAGAUGAUAUCAUUAUCUUUAACCCACCCGAUAUGGAAAGCCAGACCCGCCACAUGGCCCUCAGCAGCCUCUUCAUGGAAGUCCUGAUGAUGAUGAACAACGCGACUAUUCCAACGGCAGAGUUCCUUCGGGGCAGUAUCCGGACCUGGAUUGGCCAAAAAAUGCAUGGGCUGGUGGUGCUGCCCCUUUUAACAGCAGCCUGCCAGAGCCUGGCGUCCGUCCGCCACAUGGCUGAGACUACAGAAGCCUGCAUCACUGCCUACUUCAAAGAAAGCCCUCUCAAUCAGAACUCAGGAUGGGGGCCCAUUCUGGUAUCCCUUCAGGUUCCCGAGCUCACCAUGGAAGAGUUCCUGCAGGAGUGCCUCACCCUGGGCAGUUACUUGACUCUUUACGUCUACCUGCUUCAGUGUUUAAACAGCGAACAGACUCUAAGGAAUGAAAUGAAAGUGCUGCUCAUCUUAAGCAAGUGGCUGGAACAGGUGUACCCAAGCUCCAUGGAGGAAGAGGCAAAGCUGUUUUUGUGGUGGCACCAAGUCCUUCAGCUCUCCCUCAUUCAGACAGAGCAGAAUGACUCCGUCCUGACAGAAUCUGUCAUUCGAAUUCUGCUGAUGGUUCAGAGCAGGCAGAACCUCGUGGCUGAGGAGAGGCUCAGCUCUGGGAUCCUGGGAGCGAUUGGGUUGGGCCGGAAGUCGCCUUUGUCUAACAGGUUCCGAGUGGUUGCCCGAAGCAUGGCUGCCUUCCUUUCAGUUCAGGUUCCUAUGGAAGAUCAGAUCCGUUUGAAGCCUGGCUCUGAAUUACAUCUGACUCCCAAAGCUCAGCAGGCUCUGAAUGCUCUUGAAUCCAUGUCAUCAAGUAAGCAGUAUGUUGAAUACCAGGAUCAAAUAUUGCAAGCCACCCAAUUUAUAAGGCAUCCUGGCCAUUGCCUUCAAGAUGGGAAAAGCUUCUUGGCUCUUCUCGUUAACUGUCUGUAUCCAGAAGUGCAUUAUUUGGACCACAUACGAUAGUAGCACUGAAGCUCUUGAAAAACCCAUUGCUGUUUAUGUUUACAUCUAACUUUCCUGUUGCACAAGUAACUUUGCUCAAUUUCACUGUAGAGCUCAGUUCGGCCCGUGUGUAGUUGACUGAGAUGCAAGUUGGGAGGCAUUAGAUAUUAGAUAAUUCUGAGGGGUGUGUGUGUGUGUGUGUGUGUGUGUGUGUGUGUGUGUGUGUGUGCGCGCGUGCGCUUGCUUAGCUCUUAAGACCUUCUGGAGACUCUUUCAGGUUUUAUAUUUAUCCACAAGAGAAACUUACUAAGUUCCACUUGGGUACAGAGCCACUCACAGUUGCCGAAUGUCUCAGUCAUCUCACAAGACCUCCAGAUGAAGUUCUUUGUAUGUUUCCACUUCUGUCUCCAUUUUAUGUAAGUGUUCCAGAUCUGACAACCUUGGAAGUCACGUAGUACCCUUACUUUUAAACCCGAUUUGUGCUCCUCCAAAGUAAAAAAGUCAAUUUUGAAAAUUUCUGCAUUUCUCAAAUGUGGGGAGAUACAAUAGUUUUAAAGUAUCGUUUUUCUUAGAAGGGAGAUAAAAAUGCUGAGUUCAUUAAAGUGGGUCAUGUGUAAAAUAUGACCGUUGAUCAUGAUUAUAGUGGGUAGUAGAGAUGAUGACAAAUCCAUUUCCAUCCAGCCAUGUGUCCUCAUGGAAAAGGAGCUGCCUGUCUGAAUCAGAGUGGCAAGCUGGCAGUCUGGGAGGAGCAUGUUGUACACAGGUGUUUUGUUUGGUCCACUUGGCGAGGCAUGCAGACAGGGCUGCCUCUCUCCAGUCAGGAGAGUCCGUGCAUUCCCUUGGGCCCUGACCCUAGCCUCAUUCGCAUCACUUGCCCCUGUUGACACCUAAAUUUGCAUCCUUUGAUAGACACCACUUUUGAUAUCUGAAGGCUCACUGUCAGGAGACAGAGACUGAGGGAGACUGAAGACCUGAUUCUCUGUUCCGUGCUUGUUUUUUAACUUCAUAUUUAAACUCAGAUGAAGCCACUUGUCUACUGAAACACUUGUCUGUGGAAACUGGGUCAGGUCAGAAGAGCUACUGAAAUUUGGCUUUUUUUCAAUAGCCACGUGCCUUCUGUUGUUGACAGUUCAUUCAUUACCAAAGCCUGUGUGUAUGUAACUUUGCCUUGUUCUGUGGCCAUCUUCUUGCUCAUGUUAUUUCUCCUGGGAAUGAGCAGUUUGACUUCUGUUGUCAUGUUCCUCAUUCUGUCAGCUCUACAUGGAUUUUGCCUGCACAGCUGGCUUAAUAUGUCUUUGUGUAUGGGUAGUUUGUAGCCCUAGAAUAUUUACCUAAAAAUGUCUAAAAAGCCACCGAGCAUGUUUAUAGGGGUAUAGGGAUGUAGUUAACAGAGUGCUAAUCUCUCUUCAAAUGUCCUUGUGGAAUGCUUCCCCCCAAAUUGGGAAGUUGGUAGGAGCUUUUCUUUACUUUAGAUUUCUUUAGUUGGACGGAACGAUUCUUCCUCACAGACACGCUUUGCAGCUUUGAUAACAUCCUGUCCAGUCUCUUGAGUUUUACAGGCCACCAAAUGUCCAUCUCAGAGGGACCUGUCUCAGCUUUUCUUAUUUUUGCUUCUCUCUAUUUUCAAAAUUAGUCAUCUUGUUCUGUGUAUAAGAAAAUUUGACAAGCUGUGGACAGUUUAAUAGUCUGAUCUGGCAACACUGAUUUUUGUUUGGAAAUAUUUUGUGUUUUCUUUGAGGAGGAUAUAAUUAUUGCUAUAAUAGGAUGUGAAAUUUUUGAGUGACAGUAUGCACAUUUUAAAGAAAAUUAUGAUUAAUCUGUAUAAUGUUUUUGGUCUGUAAAUAUUAUAAAAAAUAAAAUCAAUCUGGUUGUAACUGGUUAAAAACCAAAUUAUAGGGAUAUCACAGUAUCUUAUAAAGUGUUUCAGCUGUUAAAGUUGCUGUAGGUUGUUAUGCCUGGUGUCAUUUAAUUUAUUUGACAUUGAACAUUAAUCAUCAGAGAUGGUCAGUGAAAGUGCUUCCUCUUUAACUCUUUCUUGCUUAACCUUGGAAGGUUGACUCAACUCCUAGGUUUCUAUGGGAAACUCUGGGCUAGGAACGUGCUAUAAAGACACUGAGAUAGUUCAGACAUGGCCAUGCUGCUGUAGCCUCCCGGGAAAGAAGGGCGGCAGAGAGACCAGCCCGCCCAUUGGCUUGCAGGGGCAGGGAGCCUUUGCUUAAAAAAAUUGUUGGCCUCCAGAGAGCGUGAGGCUGUGGUUUCAGAAUCAGUAAUGGUUGCUGCACAUCAAUAUUGGAAUCAAGCAAGACCAGGGCCUCGUGGACUGAGCAGUGUGGAGGGUGAAUGGCUGCGGGCUCCAGACUUCACCGCAGGGUGGCUGACAGUGGCAUCGGGACCAAAUAAGGAUGUCUAACUGCUUCCUGGGAUCAGGAGGAGGCAGCAUUCUGGUUGCCAUGAAAAACAUCUCUCUCCCUCUCCAUCACUUCCCAUGCUGCGGUGCACCGGUGGGUGGCAGAGGCAGGCUGCAUCCCUGAAUCAUGUUGCCCCAUUGCCUAUUAAUAGAACAAGUGAAGGGCAGGAUGCUGGAACACACCAGACAUAGGGGGAGGGAGGUCCUGCCAGAUGUGUCUACACAGUUGUCUACACAGCAUGACAGUAGCAGUGGAGUCGGUACAUGUUUCCAAAGCUCCUGCACACUUGGGACCUCAGCUUCAAGGCAGGACUCGUUUCUUAGUCUCACCACCCUUUGUUGGCUCAGCCAUCGCAUGCCUCUGCCCCACAGGUGUUGUGUGCCUGAGUCUCUCACUUCUUUGAGGUUGGGGGAAGCCUAGUCCAGAAAAUGAAAACCCAUAGACCAGCCUAACUUCCUUUCAACCAAGUGACAAGCCUCCUUGUUCCUCCCAAUUCAUCAUCAAAAUCAGCGUGUACAUGUCAUAUAAGCCAAGAGUGUUCAUGUCCUUGUUCCUUUCAUAUGAAGGUGAUAUAUACUUUUUCACUGAGUUUUUAUUCCUAAAAUUCUUUCUUCUGGAGCAGGAAGCAAAUGUCCUGGAAUCGUAGACUUUCAAAGUCAGAAGGGUCAUUCAAGUUCAUCUAGUGCCCUUCUCACUCUGCAGGGAUCCUCUUCCGCCCCUGUCCAGUGCCUGGUGGUCCAGCCUGUGAUGGGCAGGCCCAGGCUGCCGUUGACAGGCUCUGGAGUUCUGUUUUCUGUUGAACUGAGAUGUUUCUAAGUUGCCUAUUGGUCGUAGUUCUGCCUAGAGCAGUUCAGGCUGGGGCUAUUCUCUUGCCCCUCCUUGAGGCAGACUUUUAGAUAUUUUCAGUUGUUGUCACAUGUCUGACACCACUUCCACCCCAUCCCUCACCUCUUAGUCCUCUCCAGGCUAAAUCCCCCAGUGUCUUUUUUUUUUUUGAGACAGAGUCUCGUCUGUCACCCAGGCUCUGGAGUGCAAUGGUAUGGUCUCGGCCCACUGCAACCUCUGCCUCCUGGGUUCAAGCUAUUCUUCUGCCUCAGCCUCCCAAGUAGCCAGGACUACAGACGCACGCCACCACGCCUGGCAAAUUUUUGUAUUUUUUAGUAGAGACGGGGUUUCACCCAGCCAUUGAGACAAGCUGGUCUCAAACUCCUGACCUUGUGAUCUGCCCACCCUGGCCUCCCAAAGUGCUGGGAUUACAGGCGUGAGCCACCGCACCCAUCUCCCCCGCAGUGUCUUUAGUUAGACCUUUUCCACCAUCAUGUCUAACUGGGCUGCAAUUUGGGGAAAGUGUCCAAAUUAGUCCAUGUUAUCCUAAAAGGAAUGUGCCCCGGAUUAGCAGGGCCAGGGCUAGGGUGAGACAAACGAGGCACACAUCUAAGUUGGUGCUUGCCUGCAGGCGCCAAGAGAGUGCUUCCUUGGGUUUACACCCAUGGUGCCUCCUUUACCUCAUUCUGGCCCCAGCCCUGAGGUUAGAAUCGUGCCAGUGUGGUCCAAGUGGUAUAAUUCCCUAGAUGCUUAGGCAGCAUCAGCUUUCAGUAGCUCUGCCCCAUGCGGGGCACAUUAAGCUAGCGGCAAGUUGAGACUGCAGACCUCAGCUUAACAUCAGUUGUUGCCUGAGACAGAUUUCAUCCCACAUCUUCAUGACAGGCCUAACAACAAGGCACUUUGCCCUUAAUCCUCUACUACUGCCUGCCCUUCAUUUUGGGCCAACUGUACAGCUCAUUUUGAGAUAGUAGCUGAUCAUUUUUCUGAUCAGUUAACUUUGUCUGAUUAAGCAAAGUGAAGAAUAUAAUGUUGGAAAAUAAGUGUGUUGCUUAAAAAAGAAGUAUCCCCUUCUACCAUCUUGCAUUUGUGUCUGGGUUGUGCUGGGUAAAGUUCUAGACUUACUAAUGCAGACUUCAUUUUGGUCCGGUUUCCACGGCAUGCCUCAGGCAUCAGUGUCCAGGAGUAGCUGUAUUUGAGGUUUCCUUCACUCUGGUAGGUUUCUGAUUCUGGAUGAAAAUAACUUGAAAAAAAAUAAUUAUACUACUGAUCCUCUUUUGGGAUAAUGAAAUUGCUAAGGAAUGUUGUCGAUUGUAACUUUUAUUUUUUAAUGUACAGAUGUACUAUCUCUCAUUGAGCACUGAGAGUUAGAAUUCAUUUUUCUUUCAAUAGUUUAAAAUCACUUAUGUGGAGACACAUACUUCUCAAGUGUGUUCAACUCUUUUUCUUCCCACAUACGUAGUGUGACCUUUAAAAACGACAACUUUAUUUUGGACAUUAAAUGUGCAAUAUUCACUACUUACUCAUUGUUCAGCAUUUUUCAUACCUGUACAAAGGGUAAGUUUUUAUAUAGUGGUGAGAAACAGGAAGAAAUGACAAUUGGUUACGUAAAAUUCUGCAAAUAAACUAGAUUCAAACUUAAUUUA
Messenger RNA from Piliocolobus tephrosceles (Ugandan red Colobus), 12692 nucleotides. It is a transcript of the gene EPG5, whose product is annotated as ectopic P-granules 5 autophagy tethering factor. NCBI's taxonomy places the organism in Eukaryota, Metazoa, Chordata, Mammalia, Primates, Cercopithecidae. The coding region runs from base 101 to 7837 and encodes 2578 amino acids. Gene Ontology annotation, biological process: autophagosome maturation. The transcript has 44 exons. Gene Ontology annotation, cellular component: cytoplasm. The record is from RefSeq and is a predicted model, not a curated record.